AUGGUCCAUCAAUUGUCGUUACAUUCAACAAUUCCUCAUACAUCUUUUGCCCAAACCGUAACGACUUUACAGGCACUUACAGGAUUGAUUUCACCAGAACCAAUUGCUACAUAUACGUUAACAACCAAACCUCACAAUGUUUUCAAACCGAAGUUUGAGCCUGGAAAAGUGAACCAAAUAGAACAAUACUAUAUGGAAUGUAUAACCACAUGGCCAUGCGAAGAUAUAAGCCUCUCGGAUGUAGCAAAACCUAUCUUAAAAGGUGACAACAUCACGGUCGAUAAAUUGUUUACAGAUGGAACAGAUAGAACUUGGACUUUGCAAAUAUCAGAUAUUCCUAUUGCUGGCAAAAAUCAGGUAUGCUCUGCUCAAACAAUAUUUGAAAGUACAUUAGUACAUCAUCACACAAAUAUUAACAUUGUAACUGAUGAUGCCCAUUUGAAUGAAAGCAAGAUGGAAGAUGUUGAAGAAAUAAAAAUUGAAGAUAUUGACAUAGACAUAAAAGAGAAUGCUGACAAGGAUACUAAACAUGAAUCUUCUAUUAGUCAAACAAAAAAGUCGAAAGAUUCUUUUUUACAAUUCCUUGAAGACUUAGGAUAUGAUGUUAUAAAUCAAUUCUGGAUCAAAGGUAUAAGAUUUUUUUACGGCGAUGUCAUUAUAGAAAUGUAUAAAGUCUUCAUUAGAAAUGACGAUGAAGCGAAAAGUUCAGAUUCUGCAAAUGAAUCUAUAAGACUCAAACUUCUUGAUGAAUCAAAUACUUUUCAAAUUAAAGCAUAUACGAACAUUCCAAAGUCAACAGACGUUGAAUUGAAAGAUCAGGGAACAAGAGAACUACUCAAAUUGAAGGAGAUUUUAAAAAAUUCUAUCAAAUUUGAAAUCCCCGACAGGAUUUACAUGGAUUCUAGGGUAAAUAAUGAAUAG
Priceomyces carsonii is the source of this 921-nucleotide messenger RNA. RefSeq names its product Med18p (gene MED18). Gene Ontology annotation, biological process: regulation of transcription by RNA polymerase II; termination of RNA polymerase II transcription. The record is from RefSeq and is a predicted model, not a curated record. The coding region runs from base 1 to 921 and encodes 306 amino acids. The transcript has a single exon. Gene Ontology annotation, molecular function: transcription coregulator activity. Gene Ontology annotation, cellular component: mediator complex; core mediator complex. NCBI's taxonomy places the organism in Eukaryota, Fungi, Ascomycota, Pichiomycetes, Serinales, Debaryomycetaceae.